AUGCUGCAGCUUUGCGGCGAGCGGCGCAACAACUCGGCGAUGUCGCAGCGGCUGUCGCAGCGAAGCCCACGCCGGCGCGAGCGCAGCGGAUCCGACGGCGGGCAGCCCGCCGUAGAUGAGGGGAAGGAGCAGCACCGCCAGGUGGCCGUGGUCGAGACGGUGAGCGCGGCCGAGGUCCUCGCGAACGUCGCGGAAUACGGCCCGAACUACGUCCUGCCGCAGGCCACGGAGUCUAAGACGGCGCGGCGGAAACGGCUGCGCGUGGACGCGGCGGCGAGGAUCGCCGGGCACGCUGUCGUCGAGACUGGCACGCACGUGGAGAUCCUGGGCGAGCAGAGGUGGUGGCCGGGCACCAUCACGGGGCGGGAGGAGGGUUCGGACGGCCGGCUCGUGCACGCGGUCGAGUACGACGGCUACCCCGACCAGGAUUUCCGGCUCAACUUAGAGGAAGAGACGUGGAGGCGGGUGACGCUCGGCGCCGGCGGCGCGGCCCCCACCAGCGGCGAGGACAGCGGCGGCGAGGGCAGCGACGAGGCUGCGGACGCGCUGCCGGCCAGCGCGACCGACAUCGGCAGCGCGGUCGCCACCGGCGGUGAGGGGAGCGGCGUCGAGGGGGGCGGCGGCGAGGCUGGGGACGCGCCGCUCCCACUGCACGCCCGCUCGGGGCGGAGGAGGGUGCGGCGCAGCGCCGUCAUGGAGCUUCUUCGUGCGCGAGACGAGGACGAGCAGGACGAGGCCAUGCUGCCGCACGGCGCUAAGCACUCGAGGGCGCUGCGCGAGGUGCGCCGCCGUCUGCGCGAGUACUUGAGUGAGCAGGCGGAGAAGGGGCAGGACGUGCCGAUGAUGCGGACGGCUCGAGGCCUCCACCCGACCGUUCGGCGAGUGGCUGGCGUCGACGCGAAUUCGUGA
Messenger RNA from Emiliania huxleyi CCMP1516, 909 nucleotides. RefSeq lists its product as hypothetical. NCBI's taxonomy places the organism in Eukaryota, Haptophyta, Isochrysidales, Noelaerhabdaceae. The transcript is spliced from 2 exons. The record is from RefSeq and is a predicted model, not a curated record. Bases 1 to 909 code for a protein of 302 amino acids.